Messenger RNA from Tachysurus vachellii, 4601 nucleotides. RefSeq names its product internexin neuronal intermediate filament protein, alpha b (gene inab). Gene Ontology annotation, biological process: intermediate filament organization. NCBI's taxonomy places the organism in Eukaryota, Metazoa, Chordata, Actinopteri, Siluriformes, Bagridae. The coding region runs from base 135 to 1550 and encodes 471 amino acids. Gene Ontology annotation, cellular component: postsynaptic intermediate filament cytoskeleton; cytoplasm; intermediate filament. The transcript is spliced from 3 exons. Gene Ontology annotation, molecular function: structural constituent of postsynaptic intermediate filament cytoskeleton. The record is from RefSeq and is a predicted model, not a curated record.
CUUUCAGCCGGAAAUCUGGGUGUGAAGAUAUAGCCUAUAAGCAGGGUGACAUCGAUUGGGACGGUCCUGCUGCUGCUAUAAAAGGGAGACACUCUGUAGCUUGAGCUCCGUUCCUUUCGUCCUCAAACGCCAAAAUGAGCUACGGAUCCGAAGUCUAUUCCUCUUCAUCCUACCGGAAGAUUUUCGGGGAUUCUCCGCGUUUCUCGACGUCCCCGUCCAGAAUGAGUGCACCCCGAAGCGGCUACCGGUCCGUGUCUCAGUCCAGGACCACCAGCUCGGGUCUAGGCUCCUAUAAGCGCAUCGGGCGCACCGGCUACCCAUCAUCAACCUCUCCGAUGGGGAUGGACACGUUUGACUUUGCGCAAAGCACCGUGAUGAGCAACGAGCUGAAAAUCAUUCGCACAAAUGAGAAGGAGCAGAUGCAGGGCUUGAACGACCGCUUUGCCACGUUCAUCGAAAAAGUGCGAUACGUGGAGCAGCAAAACAAGGCGCUGGAGGCCGAGCUGGGGGCGCUGCGUCAGCGUCACACGGAACCCUCGCGUCUCGCUGACCUCUACCAACAGGAGAUCCGGGAGUUGCGUGCGCAGCUGGAGCAGGUGUGCGCCGAGCGGGAGCGCGCUGCGCUGGAGCGUGACGCCGCCGAAGAGGAGCUGCACAAGGUGCAAGAACGCUGCGAGGAGGAGGCACGCCGGCGCGACGAAGCCGAGCGCACACUGCAGGCUUUCCGCAAGGAUGUAGACGACGCGUCUCUGGCGCGCCUUGACUUGGAGAGGAAGGUAGAGUCACUGCUGGAUGAGAUCGGCUUCCUGCGCAAGGUGCACGACGAAGAGGUGGCCGAGCUGACCAGCGUCAUCCAGGCAUCGCAGGUGUCCGUGGAGCUCGAAGUCGCCAAACCCGACUUGACCAACGCUCUCAAGGAGAUUCGCGCGCAGUAUGAGUCGCUCGCCUCUAAAAAUCUGCAGUCAGCCGAGGAGUGGUACCGCUCAAAGUUCGCUGACCUAAACGAGCAGGCGAGCCGCAGCAACGAGGCGAUCCGCGCCAGCCGUGAAGAGGUCAAUGAGUUCAGGCGUCAGCUGCAGUCCAGGACAAUCGAGAUCGAGAGCUUGCGGGGCACCAACGAGUCCCUGGACAGGCAGAUCCGCGAGAUGGAGGACCGUCACAACCUCGAGGUCAUUGGCCUUCAGGACACAAUUGGUGAGAUGGAGAAUGAGCUAAGGACCACUAAGAGCGAGAUGGCUCGUCACUUGAGGGAAUACCAGGAUCUUUUGAAUGUCAAGAUGGCCCUGGAUAUUGAGAUUGCUGCUUACAGGAAACUGCUGGAAGGAGAGGAAACCCGUCUAAGCACAGGCAUGACCUACCAUGUUCCAGGCUCUAUGUCCAGCACCCCGAGCUACAGCUACCAGAGCCGUAUCUACACCAGCUCUCCCAAGAACAUCAAGAAGGAGAGAGAAGACGAGGACAAACCGAGUGGCGGGUCAGACAACUCCGUUUCCAAGAAGGCUGAAAAGCAUGAUAUUGGAGAUGUUGAAGCUGUCACCUCAAAGAAUUAAGUCUUAUUUUCCUCCUUAUUUCACGCCUCACUUCCCCAUCCACCCCCACCCCAACAAUUCUCCUCCACUAGGAAUGUCUGAGAGAGGAAUCCAGUGUAUCAGCUUUCUCGUUCAAUCUCCACUUUACAACUACAGCAACAGGGCGUCUGUCCCCUUAAGAUAGACUGCACACUAUUUAGGCACAGUCAACUCUUUCUCUCUGCUACUCUUACUUGUUAGCUGAUCAGGUCUGCAUUGUUCUGCAUAGGUGUUGUCUUAAAAAAAAACCUUAAGUGCACUAACACAGGCUACACUCAUCACAUUCCAGAAAGCUUAUGUGCAUGUAUGUGUGUGUGAACAUGCACAGUGCGUUCAGGAUAAAAUCUUAAUCAGUUCACAAAUCUUCAAUAUUUAUUUCACAAAAAAACAAAAACAGCACACUAUUUAUUUAUUUAUUUGUUUGUUUGUUUGUUUAUCUAUCUAUCUAUCUAUCUAUCUAUCUAUCUAUCUAUCUAUCUAUCUAUCUAUCUAUCUAUCUAUCUAUUUAUUAUAUAGUUGGUUUAUUUAUUCCAUGGGUAUUCAACAUAUAUUUGUGAAAAUGUCUUGCUUAUAAAGGUCUAGUUAAGUCACAAACAUAACUGGCGACUAAAAUCUUUUAAUGAUUAAAGAUUUAUGAUUUCUUCAUGAGUAUAAAUGAAACACAAAAAUGUUUUGUUUCCCAAUGGUGCUUCACGUUACCACUUUUAACAAGAGACACAGACAAGACAGAUAAGAUGCUUCGGUUCUAAACACACAUCUUCUCUGUCCAGUGUGUGUAAAGCCUUCCUUUGGUCAAUAAGCUUCAGCUAAACAAUUAAUACGAGUGUGUGUGACUGGGUGAGUUGAAACAAAGGAUCUCAUUCAGAAGACAUGCUGGCUCAUGUUUUAAACCUAGACUUGACUCUGCUACAGUUGACAACAAGUUGACAACAUCUGCUGUACAGUAUGGCAAUAAUGUUAGUUGCUAACUCUUUCUCUAGUUUUGUGUAGUUGGUUUCAUCCAAAAUUUUAGUUUUACUACUAGUCCUAUCGUUAUCUGUAUUCGAUUCUGGAUCUGCGUUCACACAUUUGGGCAUAGUAGCAUCACAUCCCAGGUCAUUUCCUCCAAACAUGUUGCCAAAACACGAAAUUCCUCUCCAAGACUAAUCAUGGUGCCAAUCUGACUCUCCCCUGUUUGAGUGCAAGCAGCAGCUGAAAUUAAUGCAUGAUGUUUAUUCCCUGUUUGCAUGUCAAGGGUAUGUGGGUUAUACACCACUCCAUUAUUGCCAUGCAGUUCUUUUCCCCAGUCAUUCAUCCUGCUGCAGGUAUGUCACUCAUGCAUUGAAUCACAUCACAGUAGACUGUGUCAGCUAAUAAGUGCACAAUGCUGCUUGGUAUGUGUGAUAGUAAGACAUUUUACUCGUGAUUGUUCAGGUUAUGAUUGUAUUAGGAUGUUAUGUAAAACUAGGUUGGAAAUAAAGACAAAAAGUUGUUAGAAGUUUAAAUACACACCACCUUCUGUCAGUGGGGAUUUUAUUAAGGCUGUGCUCCCUUGCUAGGAGGAACGGCAUGCUCCCAAUUUCUGUCAAUCACAGUGAUAGUCAUAGGCAUCUUUGAGCUCAUGUAUGAGGAAGAGGGCAGAUAGCGCUUUGUUCUGAGUGUGUUACACUGCCUUGUGACUCAGCAGUUAGAGACAGGAUAGAGACAUAGUUGGUUGACUUCACAUGUCUCAGUGGAAGUAUGUGGUAGCCUUUAUACUCCCUGACUAGAAAGCUGGUAGGUGGGUGAGAACUGGCAGGUGACCAAUUUGGGAGGAAAUAUGGGUAGUAAUUGUGAAUGUAAGGGUCUUGCUUUUCAGUUUAAUGACAAAUAUUAGCACAAAUGUAGCAUGGGCUAACAAACCGAAAGACAUUAAUUAAAGAAGAAUGUUACACGUAUGCACAACAUACUAUCAUCCAUAAUCUCGACCCAGAGCAAAAAUGCACAAGAAAAAAUAACAUAAGCCAUUCUCAAAACCCCCACCUUCUAUUACAAAAUACAAAAUAUAUUAUUCGUAAGGAAUGGCUCAGACUUGCAAUAUACAAAUACCACAAAUACACAGAUUUAUCAUUGAUGCACAAUGCAAAGCUUCCCUUAAAUAUCAGUUUGCAUUAAUUAACUAAUAAUCAGUGCUAGCGUGAAUUUUAUAAUUCUACUUGAUCACUGCCAGGUCUUGACACCACUUGCCUAAAGGCAUUAUAGGCCUGACUUACUGCACUCUUCACUGUGAUCAAUCAACUGUACUGCAGCAUGUUAUAGAGGUUUAUGCUGGAUAGCCUGUACUGAAAAUGGUGAUGGUAAAUUCAGUAGAUUGUGCAUUCAAAAUAAUCCAAACGGUUCCCAAUUAAACAGUUAAAAAGGUUUUAAGGAAAGUUCUGGCAAAUAUUGAAGUUUGUCCUUAUCCAUCGUUUGGGGACCCAUUGCCAUCUAGUGUUUUAAGUGUUUCCUGUGCUAUCUUCAACUAAUUAAGCAUCUGACAAUGAGCUGACAAGCUAGAACAAGUGAGCUAGCACAAGGGAAAAAUCACAAAUGUAUUAUUUGUGGGUCCCCAAACCUGCAUAAUACAAAUAUUGGGUUCUGAACACUUUCUAGAAGACACUUUUCACCUUCGGGGUGUCUAAGCAAAUAAUAAAAUGCUAUGCUGGAAGAUGAAAUGUUGCUAUUUUGAAAGCUUUGCAAGACGCUUCAGAUGAAAAACACAGCCAACAAAAAUCCAAUGAGCAACUGUUAACAAAUACAAAAGGCACAAGUCAACAUUAUUUUACGCUUUAGAUUAUCAAAUUGCCUUAAAUCACCAGCAGAUUGCUGAAGCUAUCAGUGUGUGGGUUUGUGUGUUGUUUCUGCUAAGAAUGUGCUCUGUUGAUCGUUGUCUCUCUAGAUACUACAAUGCUACAAUGAAUAACCUAUAAAAUGAUGUCUGUAGGAAAUGAAUGUAGAUUAUGCACUCUAGUCUUUAUCCUUUAUCCUACUGCUGUAUCACCAAUGACCAAUAAAGACUCAGCAUUAUGAAGUCCA